Molecule: messenger RNA, 6860 nt
Organism: Procambarus clarkii (red swamp crayfish)
Lineage: Eukaryota; Metazoa; Arthropoda; Malacostraca; Decapoda; Cambaridae
Product: short transient receptor potential channel 4-associated protein
Biological process (GO): ubiquitin-dependent protein catabolic process
Cellular component (GO): Cul4A-RING E3 ubiquitin ligase complex
Molecular function (GO): phosphatase binding
Source: RefSeq, a predicted model, not a curated record
GGCUCACUUGUCACCUCGCCAUCAGCUGUUUGUUUGGGCAGAGCUGGAGGAAGAAGGUCGCUCGGGGACACCCUCUCUCUCUCUCUCCUGCCUCAUCUCUCACCAUGUCCUCACGCUACCUGGUCAAGAAGAGAUACAAGAACCUGUCGAGAUAUCGCCUCUACAAGAAUGAGAUCAGCGGCCAUGACACGAACACUGUGUUUCUGGUUCCUGAGGACGGGUUGGAUCACAUGCCACAUAGUGAGAUCAUGAGGGCCCUAAGAAUUCUCGAGGCAGCGCUGCAGCAAUUUGAUGUCACAAAAUUUUCUCUCAUGGCCCAACUCAAGGUUUUACUUAACAACCUUAAUUCUGGCCAAGAGGAGAAUCUUGGAGACAGUGCUGUGAUGGGUGAUAUAAUUUCCCUCAUUAGCAAGCACAAUGGUGUAAAGACUCUGGUAUCUCUGUUGAUGUUGCCGGAUCUUGGAGGUCAGUGUUGUGAUUUGGAGAGAUGUGACCAUUCCAUUAGUGUUGGCAGCCUGCAAGCAACUACACUCAAUAUCCUCAAAAAACUCACCACAUUGGACACGAGCAUUGGGAACCAGCUGAGUGACAGUGACGAAGUACUCCAGAUUCUUUUUUCUCUGAUGCUGGACUCUGAAACAUACACCAAGGCCAUCACCCUCAUCGAACAUCUCCUUAUACUUAGAAAAAGCACACUUCAGCUCAAUACAAUACCUGGACUUGAACGGCUCAUUAGUAAACUGGACGGAGAGUACCUGGCUAAUUUCUGCAGUAUCCUUGCAGUCACAAUUUCAGAUCUAGAUGUUUAUGAAAACAAAACUCUGUUAUAUGAACAGAGUAAACUUCGCAGCAAUAUUAAGAGCCUCUCGCCUCUUCGUGAUAUCAACCAAGAGUAUAUUCUUAGCAUCCCACAAUUCCUUCCACGGCUAGUUAAAUUUGCAACAAAACUGCCAUACGAGCCUCGGUACGAGGGGCAGACCAUGGAAGUCGAUCACUGGAUGCGUCUGAUUGAAGUCUCCAUGUCUGAGGUGCUCUGCCAGCACGAGUCACAGAUGAUGCCCUUCAACUCGAAUUCUUCUUUGUAUGUAACAGAGUUGAUGGAUAGAAUACAACCCCAAGCCAUUGCAAGCCAACUAGAAGCCUUAACCAGUCCAAUGUUGCAGCGUGUUGAGAGUGUUUAUGUCUUAGGACUACUACUGCUUGGUAAACAGCGAAAAGAUGUCCAGACACAACUUGCAAAAUUGCGGCUUAUUCCUCGCCUGUCUCAGCUUUUCGAUCUUUUUAUUUGGAAAUGUGAAACAUAUCAAGAGCGAAUAAGAGUACCUGGUCACUUGAGCUCGUGUGAAUGCAGUCCAGAAGUGGCACUCAAGAUACAGUUCUUGAGACUGGUUCACAGUUUCUGUGACCAGUCAGAAUACAGAUACUUGAUGUUGACGCCUGUGGAAUACCGUGAAGUAUGUAGCAUCAGUGCAGCCAAGGUACUACUAGAAGACACCCCAAGCCCAACCUCAACCACCUGUAUGGACCUGACCUUGACCCAAGGCUCAAAUAGUAAUGAAUGUGGGUCACAAGAGAGCAGUUCUCCAUCAAGUGUUCUUCAAGAAGACAGUAUUGUCAGUAGAGAGUCUUCAAGUAUUAUGAAAUUAGAGCCCUUAGGUGGGCCAGGUCUGUCAACUCAGAUACCAGUGGAGUAUCCUACAGAACAGAUGUGCUCUGGUCCUCAAGGGCUUCUCUCAAAAAUUGUUGAAGCAUUGAAGAAAGAAACAACUGGCUCCACAUUUAGGUUUUGGUUUUCAAGAGCUAUUGAGAGUUACCUUAGAAGUGCUAAUCCAUAUGCUGACCAAGUGUUCCUGCUCAGGAGAGGGCUCUUGAAGCAUCUAGCAGGUUCUUUACUGCAAUGUGAUCCUGGCCCAAGUCAAAAAGAAGUGUUGCAGUCUACCUUUGAUCUGCUUGGAGAACUGCUCAAGUUUAAUGUAGAAGCUUAUCGUAGACUAGACAGCAUCAUUUCUACAGAAAUUAAGGAAAAGAAACUCUUCCGGCUUGUAACCAAAAAUUUGGUGGAUUCCAACAUGUUAGUUCGAUCAUUAGUUUUGUCCAAUGAUCUCUUCACAAGAGAAGGCAAGGCUAUUGAGUUUGCAGCUCGAUCAAGGACACUAAAACAUGUUGCAACGUUCAAGCAAAGACUAGACUUCUUGGUACAGUUAAUCAAGACAAUCAGUGUGGACACUUUAACACAGGAAAAUGUAAGCUGUCUUAAUACAUCAUUGGUAAUUCUGAUGCUGGCGCACCGACAUUCUGAGUUGCCACUUUAUCUCGAGGGUCUACGUAGUCACGUUGAGCCGCACCUCCUAACAAAUCUCCGCUCCCUUCUCCGGUUCUGGCAGACGCAUUACCUUCAUAACAAGGAUAAAGAUUGCAACACACUUCAGAGGAGUUCCGGAAUAUCGUUUGACUUCUGGCGGGAAACGGUGUCAACGCUGGUGGCCGAGAAUAAGCUCUCGCCAGACUGCAUCUUCCACUACCUCUCCCCUGAGGAUCUAAACCUCUCCCGCACCAGCUAGUUGAUGAUACAGUUAGCUGCCGUAGAGGAAAGAAUGCAAAUAUGGAUGAUAAGUUACACCAUAUAAAAAUAAUGUAUUAUAUUUUCAUCAUAACUGUUUAUAUGCAAACAGCAUGAAACAAAAUGACAGUAGCUUGCCUGUUAUGCAAAUUUUUUGCAUUUUUAGUACAAAAUUGUAGCUUUAUGUCCUUUUUGCCUUGAUAUAUAGGUGAUACUUGUACCAAGGCAUGGGAACAUUGUGCAUAGCAUACUGUCAGCUACAUUGUUUUGCUAUUGCUCAUAGCAAUGCAGUAUUUUCACUAUCAGCAGAGAUGAUGAUAACGUACACAACAUAUAGGGAGUAAAUAUGUAUCCAUGAUAUCUAGUCAUGAUAUUUAAUAAAGGACUAGAUUAUAUGGUGAUUAGAAUUCUGACUUGAAUACGUUUGGCACGGGUCAAAAGCUGUACCAAUUUAAUUCUUUACCACUUGUUACGGAUUUGAAUAUUAAUUUCAGAUAUUACACAAGACAUGUUUGGCACGGGUCAAAAGCUGUACCAAUUUAAUUCUUUGCCACUUGUUACGGAUUUGAAUAUUAAUUUCAGAUAUUACACAAGACAUAACAUUGAUCUAGUUCAUUUAUAAUCUUGGGCAAGAGUAAGUUAUUCUGUGUGAAUUAUAAUAAAGUAUUAAGUUUAUACCAUUAAGAAAAUCUAUAUUCCUCCUCUGCAGUUUGCAAACUAUUUUUUUCCUCCAUUCCUAUAAAGCCCAAGUGACUGGUGUGUGCCAUUGUGUGGACGUCAGUGCACGCUCAGCUCGCUGAAUGGUGUUUGCAUGCAAGUGAAGUAAGAAAGAUGGCCACUGGUGCACACUGACCUAUUUUACAAACUAUCCUAUAGUUUUUUAAAUUAAAUAUUUGUUUUUAAUUAAAUGCUGGCAUGCAAAUUUCUUCUGUUUCCUUUGCUCCUAACAGCAAGUAUCUUGCAAUUGAAUAUGUUUUGUUUAAUUACUAAUCAUUUGUAUUUGUGCUGCUAAAUAGUCUUCCAUGCUUUGCACCUUCUUUUGGUAAUUAUUUGAAUUCAUACUUUGUGUUCAUACACACCUCUCUCUGUCUCUUGAUCAGAAGUGCAUUGUUAUAAAUUAGUCACGGGUAACAAAAAGUUGAACAUACUUUUUACAAAGUAAACAUACAAAGUUGACUUUGUAGAAAUGUGUAUUUUCCAGUGUUUGUUGCUAAAUUGUGUUCCCUCUGCAUGUUUGUGUAUAUUGGUACUCAGGAAUAUCUUAUAACUGCAUUGAGGGAUGGCAAGGCCAAGUGGCAAUAGAAAGAAAGAAUAUUAGUUGUCUGAUCCAUUGCUUGAACUCAUAGCUCCCACAUUUCACAGUUCUUGUCAUGCAAUAUAAAACUAGUACUUUUUCAGUCAUUUAAUUUUGAUUUGCACAUUGAGCAGCAGUAUAAUAUUUGAUUAUUUUUGUACUUAUUGAAGCAAGAAAACUGCCCGACUUCCAAGUACAAGUAGUUUUUGCCAACUCUUGCACUGGAAAUGUUCUAAUGUAACAGGUGUCUGGGAUGUUUAAAACAGUGUGUUUACAUUUAAAAACUUCUCAUUACAAUCUUAACACUUUAAGUUCUGAUGGCACAAAAUGCAUCAUAAAAACUUACGCUUUAUAUUUUGAUGAUGAAAUAUGCAUUAUCAGCCUGUAAAUUUUCCUUAAACAUAAAUUUUGCAUCAUGACACAACACACAUGCACCUCACGAGUGGGUAGUGCUCGGCAGCCCAUGUGGCAAGUAGGUCACACUUUUCAUUAUCGUUCCUUCAAUGUGACCAAGUCAUCUCGAUGCACAUUUCAAUAUUAUAAUGUGUUGACUUGCACUCUACAUCCUACCGUGACACAUUCAUUAUCUUCUCAUUAUCCUAAAAAUGGCACUUGUUCAUUUCUGCUGAUUUAACUUAGACUUUGUUCAUGUUCAUGCCAUACCAGCUUCUCACAUGUCAACAUCUCUCUCAUAUUUUUCAGACAAGGGCUUCCAUAACCCCAGCCAAUUUUCCUCCUUAAUUUACUGCACUCUCCAAUACAUGUUCCUGUAUAAAUUACUUGAUUUUUUUUUUGAGUUACAGACCUCAAGUAUUUGAACACACUGGCCUAAUUUAAACACUUCCAUGACCUCACUACUUAUGUUACCUCUAUUUUGUACAUUUGUUUAGAUCUCUCCUCUUCACCAUUAACUUUCAUACACAUUCACCUUUAGCAGUGUUCUCUUAAACCAGUCAACAGAACUGCCAUCUAAUCUACUGCACAUAUAUACAGUAUAUUUCUUAUUUCUGCUAAUAGAACUGUCCUUUGAAUACAUCAACUUUUUCAUGUAGUACUGUAUUCUAUGUACAUGUUUAUAUCAUAUACAGUGACACCUCUGAAAUUUGUACCUCCCUAUAAUGAAUCCCUCUAAUUAAUGAACCAAAUUCAACCACUGGAUCUCCCCCUCCAAAAUUUAAAUAAAAACAAAUAAAAAAUUCCAGUUUUUGGUAUUGUUCAAUGGAUGUCAGAAAUGUUGUUCCGAAAAUAUUACGAAACAAUUUCUUUUUAAUUAUUUAUUAGAACAAUAUCCCAAGAUAUUUCAUACAAAAUCUGAGUUAAGAGUUUUGGGUGUAGGAAGUUAAUGAGUGGUUCAUUGGUGUCCUGGUCCUGCCUUUGAUAAUAAGCUUUAAGGGGCUGGAUCCUGAGAUACACUGACAAUGAGGAAGACAAAUCUUUAUAAACAGGUUCUGGUAGUUUUUUUCAUUAUAUAAGAGAAAAUUCUAAUUUUGUUUGGUUAAAUUUACCCUCAAAGAGCAAUGGUUGAUGCCUUGGGAAAGUCUUUAAGCAUAUUAAAAGCAAAAGUCUAUGAUUCAUUCUCAUUUUGAGUUUUAUAUGAAAAAUAUAGAACAUUUUAUUUUUUUUAUACAAGGCCAUCAAUAUAUAUAGUGAUGGCCAAAAAAGGUAAAAUUUCCUGAAAUGAUAGGGAUUUCAAACAAAUCGGGAUUGGGUCUAGUUUUAUAACCUCAUCUAUAUAUAUGCAUUAAACAUCCCAGGGAACAUUACUCAGCCUGGCAUACUUCUCCAUUAAUUCCAAGCCACUCACUCAUUACACCAUUAACUUUACACAUGCGAAACUAUCUGAAUAACAGCUCUUCAUAGCUUGCAAUUACAUUCCUUUAACUUCAUAAAUGCUCAUUGCUCUUCAGACUCCCUCUCUUUAUGUUGACCAGACUACACACUAGAAAGUGAAGGGACGACGACAUUUUGGUCCAUCCUGGACCAUUCUCAAGUCGAUUGAGAAUAUAAAGUCCCUCUCUUUACAUUGUCAUGCUGUGUCGGUAAAUUCAUAUAUUAGGUAUAACCUUUUUCACAUAAAUUUACUAAACUAGUUUUCUCCUUUGCUUUAUGGUAGCUAUUUCUGCUUGUGCUAUACCUCAUUGUUACUGUACUAGUGGCUCUCCACUAUUUCAAGAGUUCAUUAAUUCAUUAACUUCUCAUCUGUGGAUAUGUCUGGCAUUCUUCUUUCAUCAGCAAAAAUGCACUUUUUCACAUUUUCAAUUCAAAAUACUCAUUCCUUCACCUUCAAAUUUCUUCUUCUCCAUUUAACCAUAAUAUUUAGGUAUUGCCAAUAAGGAUGCUGUAUGGAUUUCAAAAGAUAAUCAUUUGAUUAUUAUUUGUUGUGUCUUGACUACAUAGUCUUCCUGGCCUGGUGCCUUUUAUCAAUAAUUACAUCCUUGCUUUGUCUAUGUAUUAUCUGGAGAGCAUCUUUACAUAUUGACUUAGAGUUUUAAAGUCAUAGAUGUGGUGGUGCAAGGAAAGUACCUUUUAUUGGGUCAUGUAGCCCUCUUGGUUGCAGAUUUUAAAAUAAUCUAAACCAAUUUGAUGGGGAUAUUCCUAGAGGUGUACACCUCUUAAAACAAAUUAGAGUUGUGUUUCUUCAAAAUUAUUUUGGAUUUUAUUUAGUUGUGUAUAAUUAACUGCUGUACCAUAUAUUUAUUUUCAGCCUUCUAGAGAAAUUAUAAUUGGCUUUAAUUAUAUAUAUACAACAUGCAUAUACAGUACAGUAUAUAUGUUGUACCUUAUAGCCAGAACUGCACUAUUUAGCCAAGUAUGCAAGGCCCAAUUUACCUAACAGGCAGAGUGAUAUUAUUUAUUUUCAAUUAUUUCUUUCAGAUUUCUUUAUUCCAAUUAAUAAUAUAUUCACAUUUAAGAACACAAAUUACUGACUUGGGUAGGGUUGGGUUAGGUUUGAUCAAAUUUGUUUUAGUUUUAACUCAAAUUAAAAAAAAAAAAAGAUACUGUAAU